AUGGUCAACGGAAGGAUGAUGCAGAAGAGGGUGAAGGAGUACAAGGGUAGGAUGAGUUUACGGAGAAGAAAGAAAAGAAACAACCGAAAUAACUGCAUGGGCCCCGAAUGCCAGCGGUGUUGCUGCUUUUUGUAUGCUUCGUACGACUCGGGAAGUUCACAGAGACACUGCAUAAAGAUGGUCGAUUAUAACAAACUCAGAAACAUAGAAUGCCAUGGCUAUCUGAUAAAUGAAUUUCCAACCACACAAGUGUGCACGGACAGCAAUAUCCAUGUCCUCGACAGUUGUUCUGUCCAGCCAUCCACCACAGUCCUCGAUGGCUUUAAUUCUCCAAACACCAGCUGUCCCAUUGAAUCCGAAAAAGUUGAGGAACCACCCAUUGACCUGUUGUUCAACCUCGAAAUGAAAGGCCAGAUUUAUAUUCUGCAGUCGUGUAAGCAGAUUUUCUUCCUUGUUGACAAAAGCCCACCUGGUUUGCACCAGCGCAAGGUCAUCUUUUCCCUUCAAACCUACAAGAGAACCAGUUACCUUAAAGUAAGGAAUAGUGUUCUUCAGAAAAUCUGGUGCUGGCUGGAAAUCCGCAUCAAAGAUGGCUACAAACUCAUAAUUCUUGACAUAAUCACAACUCAUUGCAGAUCUAAGGUUCCCUGCUUUAUAUCCUGUCCGAAUAAGACGAUGCCUGUAAAUGAUGUGCACACCUCUAUGUUGCCAUUUAUGUACUUCUGCCUUAAUAAGGGAUUGAACAUCAGUAUCAUCAGAAUCAUCCAAAACUUGUACAAGCAUCCUCUCCCUGGGCCAAUCCUGGACACAUACAGCUGCAAUAGAUUGCUGUAUGUCGCUGGUGAUUUUAUUGCAUCACAAGUACCGAACAAGACAAGCAGAGGAGCAUACUGGAGUAUGGAUACUUGA
Striga asiatica is the source of this 909-nucleotide messenger RNA. The record is from the annotation of a GenBank genome assembly. Lineage: Eukaryota; Viridiplantae; Streptophyta; Magnoliopsida; Lamiales; Orobanchaceae.